AAGGACGAGAAGCACAGAAGACCUUGAUCAAGACCAUUUAAUGAUUGUGUGUGUUGUCUGACUAAUGAAUCUUUGAGGAAUAACUUAUAUGGAACACAUUUUGAACAAUUCUACGCAGAGAAGCUUUUACCAACGACGAAGUCACCAGUUGGAUUAAUGCAAUGGCGCCUACAAGUCAGGGGCUUUGGUUAAUGCCAAUCCUUUUCCUAUUACAGGUGUCCGCCAUAGCUUCAAUAUCAAUACAGUCCACAACAAAUGUUGGGCAUUUGUCUGACGGAAGUGACGUAACCUUCACCGUAUCUUCCUCAGAUGGCACAGCAACGUCACUACGAGGCAAAUUCAAUGAUGGAACCGUCAUCACAGGGUCAAUCAGUACAUCAACAAUAACAGUGAGGUCACAGGAUAUAGCCGACUUUGGCACGUACGAGUUCAUCAUAGAGAUGUUUGCUUCAGAUGGAAGUAGUGGUUCACUCCAGACGAUCAUCUACUACGAGGAAAGUAUCACUGGAUUACAGGUAAACUUUUCACAUGCCGUGAUAGAAGUAGGAGACACAGUGAAUUUCACCAUAACAAUGGACAGUGGAACAAACGUCAUCAUGGAGUGGUACAUUGACGAUAACAAAAUCUACGUCGAGGAAUACCAAGGACUGGUGAGAGAAACUGUCUUCAACUUCACCUUCCUGUCGCCAUUAACAGGCAUCAAGGUCAUAGCAUCUAAUAAUAUCGGCACUACUCAGAAAACGGUAAAUAUCACCGCGCAGUAUCGAGUGACCGGCUUUUCUUUGGUUGAAUUCAGUUCACCUCUGCGACCCAGUCCAUUACAAGAUGUUAAAUUCGAAAUCGCUCUUAACUCAUCCGUCGCCUUGCCGAUGGGAAAUGUGUGGGUCGAAUCCACAUUUGGUGACAACACAACCCUGAAUCAGAGCAUAGCAGGUACCGUGAACUCUAUCAAGACAAAUGGAUUGACUAUUUCACAUGGAUACAAGACACAGGGUAAUUAUACAGCAAGUUUUAGGAUUUUCGCCGAACUGAAUUCGAUCACAUUGUUGACCUUCGUGUAUAUCUGGGACAGCGUAGAAGCCGUUGUAAGUGCAGACCCUGCUAUAGCAAAGGUCAAUGAAAAUAUAACGUUCUCUUUUGCAAAGCAUGAAGGAUUCAUUUUCAGAUAUUUAGUUCAAUACGGAGACGGUGAUACGAAAGUGAAUGAUCCUAAUAUGCUUUAUUCGGAACCGUUGGACACCGCUCCUUGGACGCAUUCCUAUGAGGAACCUGGAACUUAUGUAGUAAAAUUGACAGCUUGGAAUCCAUUUCAUUACAGCUUUUCUAGAUUAGCCAUAACAGUUCAAAUACCCAUCAAUGCGGAGAGUAUUACACUAUCGCCGGAAAAGGAGGAGAUCCCGCUGCCGAACGGUUUGCAGACUCUUGUCCUGUCGCUUGAUUCCGAUAUUAGGUCACCAACAGACGUAUAUUGUGUGUUUGACCUAGGAGAAGCAGGGCUUGAAAUCUUACCGACAACGGUUAGCACAAUCAGCAACAUCAAAGCUGUUGAUACGACGAUACAAACGGAAACCACGGAGGCGACAAGCAGAGGAACAACCAAAGGAAGUACAAAAGAAAAGGAUAAGAAAACCGGAAGUAAAGCAAAUGAAGAACAGACAACUGAACUACCAAUAACUGAACCACCAACGACCGAACUAACGACAACUGAACUAACGACAACUGAACUGACGACAACUGAACUAACGACAACCGAAGAUCCGUUUCCCGCUGUUAGGGCUAAUUUAGUAUAUGGAUCGCCUAUUAUCAAAAAUGUCGAGUAUGUUACACCGGGCAUGAAGCUAGUUAACUUCACGUGUUACAACUUGGUUAGUAAAGUAACUCGAAUAUCCUACAUAUCAGUACGCAAUUUUACCCUCUCUGACUUCAAGUUAACAUUCAUAGAUAUGGUUAUGAUGAACAUGACAAUAGACCAAAGCGACGACGAUAUAGGGACUGUCUCCUCAGAUGAUGUUGUAGUGGAUUUCAUGAUUAUGCUGUUCGAAUGUUCCAGAUUUCCUCCCAACAUCACGGUCUCAUGGGAUUUCGGUGAUGGCAGGAUUUGGAAAAAGUUCAAACCUGUCAAAGUUAUACAAUCUCAUAAAUAUACAGAAAGGCAAGCAUACAACGUUAUAUUACAACUUAGAUCACCAGUUGAAAGUUACACCAUGGAGCCACGAAAGAUUACACUCGGAGUAACCAGGUUUUCCGUGAACAAAUACAACGGCGUCUUGGGUGAGUCCGAUGAUUUUAAUUUUACCAUUACCGGUCCGUCCUAUCAAUGUGAUUACUACUUAGAAUUUGACAUGGAAAAACAAAGUAAGUGGAUGACAUCGAUUGUCCUUAGCAAUUAUACCAUUCAAUUCAAGUAUAGCAUCUUUGGAAAAUAUGUACCCUUUCUUAUUGUAAGGAGUGAUGUAUUUUACGAGAGAGUGUAUCUCCCCUUGCCGAUCAGUACGGACUAUUCGCUCGAAGGAGCAAGCAUCUCCGUUUCGAACACGACAAUACCUAUGCCACCUGGGGCAAUCACUGUAUGGUUCAGUGUUACAAAACGACCACUACCGAUGAUCACGUGCGUUAUACAAAUGGAUGACUUCAUUGAUAUUGACGAAAAACGCAUCACCCAGAAUGUCACAACAGAUAGCCCAAUCAAAUUUGAUUACAAUUACCUGACCUUCGGAACUCAUAAUGUCAACGUGAGUUGUUUCAAUCUUGUUAAGUCCCACGAGAUUGUAACCGAAGUAUUAGUUAUAAAUGAGUGUUUCACGUACGGAGGAAUCUUUGCCUGGCAAUUUUCAAGACCAUAUCAUCCAAUGAUUAUUUCAACUGCAGUUCAAACGGAUUUGUCGAAUCGAAUGCCGGUCCGUUGCUAUAAUAGCAAUCCAAGGUUUCAUUGGAAAAUUUACAGGUUUACAGACGGUGCUGACUCAAAUACCACACUUGUAAAUGAAUCCUAUGAAGAUAACCUCGGGACUUACAGGUUUUACGAAGCAUCUAUGACACCAGGGUUACACAAGGUUUCCCUGAAUGUGACCCUUGAUCAAACUUGGGCAAUCGAGAACUCGUAUGUGCAACUUGUCAGACCCAUUCCAUUCGCGCGGAUAGAAGGCGGAGCGGAACGUACCGUUAAUCCGGGAAAUGUCAGUAUAGACGCAUCUGAGUCCUAUAGUUCAGAACGAGGUGUCGGUCACACUGAAGGACUCAAUUUCACGUUCUUCUGUUUCCGGUAUGCUGUGUCUUCGUUUGUCAAACUUCGGAAUGAAUUUAACAACAUUGGUGGUAUCCAAACGUUCGAAGAUGAUUCGGGCAGAAAUGGUAGCAUAGGUACCGCCGACAUCAGCUGCAAUGAAGCGUUUUCUGUUGUGGGCAACGGCACAGCCAUUUUGAAAACGAGUGACUUCUCUAAAUACAAGGGUUAUCUGGUCGUCUUAAGGGUUGACGAGCCACUGACUUUACCAGCCAUUUUUCUACAAAUGAUCUCCGUGGAAGAAGGACUACGACCGAUCAUCAAAAUUAAAUGUGAAAUUAAUUGUCGGGAAAAAGUCGCCGUACAGAGUAACCUUAAGGCAGUAGUGAUAUGUGAAAACUGUAAUAAAAUUGACCACCUGAUGUAUGAAUGGAGCCUGAAGGAGGUUUCGAAUGACGUCAUAGAAGAUGUGAAGCUCACCAGCGACAAGACAGACACAGGUACAAACCAAAUAACUUUCGUGUUGGCUAAAAAUGUACUAAACGAAGCAAGUGUCUACACUUUGGAAGUGACAGUUAUUUCUCCUGAAUAUCCAACCUCUGCACGUGUUGGCCUGGAUUUCGUCACCAAUAUGAAACCAUACGGUGGCACAUGUAGUGUGGACCCAACACAAGGGGUUGGUAUGGUGUCUACGUUUGCAGUAAAAUGUUCUGGUUGGAAGGAUGAGAGCUACAGAUUAUCCAGAAACGAAACACUAGAUUUGGAGGUACCUCUUUUGUACGAAUACAUACAGGAGAUCAAUCGAACUGUCAAUGGUAGCGUGAAAACCAUCCAUUCACCUCUUUUUAUGGGAAAUGAGGAUUCGGCUACUCAAUUGCAUUUACAGCAAGGAGAAAGUGAAUUUGAUUAUAUAGUUACUAUCCUGGUUCGGAUCCGUGACUCCUAUGGAGACUUCGAGGAAAAUAGGGACGCAGUUGCUACGGUAAAACGUAACGAAUCAUUAGUUCCGAAUGGAGACAAUGACGAUGAAACUGUCACCGCAAUAUUCGAGGCUUAUGAGGAACAGUUCUUGCCUUUAAAAGCAGGGAGCAACACAGUAGCAAUGGUACAGCUCAUAGGAUCAGCAGGAGCCUUGCUUGCAAACAUAACUGGAUACGCUAGCGAGAAUAGCACAACGAAAUUGAGAAUCAUGGAUAAAAAUGCUGAACUGAUGAAGAAAUUGCGAGGAUCGGUGUCUCUAGGCUCGAAGGAGGCAUUGAAUUCAGCCGAUACCAAUAACGUACUGGAAAAUGUGAAAGCGUGCAUAACCAAUUUGGCUAUUGUCAGCGAUGCUAUUUUGGACGACGCCGUUGAUACAGCUAGAGUACUUACUGGAGACCUUGAAAAACUGACCUUAAAGAGGCCAUUUCCAGUGGAAGACCUUGAGAAUAUCCUGAACGGGAUCUUAGGGACAAUGGACAUAAUUGACACAUCUAUUACCGGAAUCGUUCCUGAAGUGCUCAUAGAUCCUGACGAGGAGAUAUUGUUAGAGGACAUACGAUUGGAGUAUAACGCAAACAACCCGAUAAUCAACUAUACUUUGACGGAAGAGGAGGAAAAGGAGAGAGACGCAAUCAUACAAGAAAUUUACGAUAACCGAGUGAAACAGCAAAGCAUUGUCAGAGAGCGGUCAAAACAGGCAAAUGGCACCGUUCCAAAAAUGAUGAAUGCUUUAGUGAACUCUCAGGAUAUCAUUGGCCGAACGCUGUUGACAGGGGAACCUGAACAGAUUAUCGAGAGAGAGAACGUUAUUAUUUCGGUAGAAAAGAUGACUGGGGAUACACUUAACAAUGCCACAGGGUUCAACAAAACCGGAAUCCGAAUGACGCUUAAUCGUAAUGAUACAGAGGAUGCUGGUGAAACAGAAGAGUUACAGAUGCAGACGGCUCUCUUCAACAAGAUACCACAUUAUCACGGAGUUGGAGCGAGCAAACUUACGUCAAAGGGCAUCAUGGUAGCCAUUAAACAGAGUGAUGGCACGCGCAAAAAUAUCAGCAUGGAUAUGCAAAUUUCAAAUGAAGGGGUAGCUUUCUCAAAAAGGUACCAGCCUCUCUAUCUCCCAGACGAUCCGGACCAAAUGCUGUAUUUCGUUUUUAAUAUUUUAAGCGAAGAUGAUGCCGUGCUGUUAUAUAUACAACCUGACAAUUUCAACCCGUUUGAUUACUCCUCAUAUGGACUGUAUGAAGUAUAUGCUCGGUACAAUCAGUACCCGUCGACCUCUACUUUUGACUGGUCCUACAGUAUGAACAUCAGGGAUUGGAUAGAUGAUCAAGACGGCUUCAAGAUAUUUAUUCCAGAGAAAUCACUGCAAGCGGGGAAGGUUUAUGUAGCCUUGAAACCAAUACCUGCGCCACCACCUCAGGCGAUAAGUAACAGGAUGAGAAAGAGGAGAUCUGCAGACUCAAACCAAACAGUAACCAAUCAGACUGCAGUGUCUAAUACGUCAAAUAUUUUUGAACCUGCUGACGUCAACUUCACCAUGGUCAUUGUAACAACCGGCUGUCGCACCUGGAACGAGGCGGAAACAAAAUGGACGUCUAAAGGUUGCAUGGUUUUGCCGUUUUCUACUAUGAAUGAAACGGUUUGUCGGUGUUCGGGAGAGACGGGGAAUAUAUUUGCAACAACAUUUUUUGUCCCUCCCAAUACCAUUGACUUCAAUGCUGUCUGGUCGAAGUUUGAUCUUCAGAACGCGGCUGUAUACGGAACAUUGAUAGGACUCUUCUUCUGUUACGUGCUGUUGUGUGUCUUGGCGCGGCGAUACGACAAGAAGGACUUACAGAAGUGGACGACACAUUUCUUAAGUGACACUGACAGGAACGAUUCCUAUUUCUACAUUAUCAACGUCACCACGGGCUUACGGCGUGGGUCAGGUACCAAAUCUAAUGUCAGCUUCGUUGUGGCGGGAGAGGACUCGGACUCUGGAGUAAGAAUACUCAGCGACGGGAAAUCACAGGGAUUUGAGCAUGGCUGUACCAAACGGUUUUUCAUGGGGACAACAGAAUUUCUGGGUGAUUUGAGUUACAUCCGGGUGUGGCAUGAUAACUCGGGAACCGAUGGCAACCAUUCCUGGUACCUCAACAAGAUUACCAUAGACGACCCACAACUCAAUAAAAGAUAUGUGUUCCUAUGUAACAAAUGGCUCUCUUACGACCACGAUGACGGGAUGAUUGACAGGAUUCUGCCAGUUUGCGGACAAGAUAACCUGACGAAAUUCGGUGUCCUGUUCUCCCAACGUGCACUACAUGGCUUAACGGAAGACCACUUAUGGGUGUCAGCAUUUAUGCGACCAGAAAGAAGCAGUUUCACCCGCGUAAAUAGAAUAUCUUGUAUUAUGAUGUUAUUGCUUCUCACCAUGAUUACUAACGCCAUGUUCUUCUCGCCGGAUGAGACCAACAACACGGAUGCAGUAUCGAUUGGAAGCUUGACAUUUUCCCUGAAAACCCUUUAUAUUUCAAUGGUGGGUAUAGUCAUAACAACAUUUCCCGUCGUACUGGUGGCAGUGUUGUUUUCGAACUCCAAAACGAGGCAACACAAAAAACGCAAAUCCAAGACAGACAACAGCUGUUCUGAUGACGUAUUUUUCACAACUGACCAUUUGCCACUACCUGCGUUUGUACCUUACAUCGCUUGGAUGAUUGUUAUUCUCGCCCUAGCUUCGUCGGCAUUUUUCUUGCUGUUGUAUAGCAUGGAAUGGGGAAAGGCCACCUCAGAGGCAUGGCUGACUUCAUUUGUCUUAUCAUUUUUUGAGUCAUUUUUGGUCGUCGACCCCUUAAAGGUUGUGUUCGUUGCCGCAAUAUUUUCACUUAUUUGCAGACGACCCUUCGACUAUCAUUCAGCAAACGUUAAUAUGGAGGAAGUCAAGAAGAUGGCAAGCACGUUCACUGGGAGCUCGAUGAGGACAUUCCUAUCUUUCCGCCGUGAAGUACUGAGUGAAAAAGAUGACGUUGCGGAUGAUACAGUUGAGAAAGCACGAGAACAACGUCUGAAGGAACAGAGGGCCCUGACAGUAUUCUUAGAACUUCUGUUCUACAUUGUAUUUGCCUUCAUAGUGUAUAGCAUUAGCUAUGUAAACCGGGAUCAACGAUCAUUUGCACUCAAGGAUCAUAUUUACCGCGGUCUAAACGACUCCAAUGGUCAGUUCGGUUAUGGCAAGAUUACUGACGCCAGUAGCUUUAUAGAAUGGUUAAACGGAACUUUUUUUGAGAAUUACUUUCCCGAAGCAGCGUACAAUGGAGACGCUAUCGGUGUGAGAGAUAAAUUGUUCUUCUCUGAUCUUGUUAAUGCUAGGAUUGGUCCACCAAGGCUACGUCAAGUCCGGAUGAAAAGGGGAAAAUGUCCGUACGACAGACUUAUUGAGAACAGAGACUGCAUUCCUAACUAUGACAUGUAUGAGGAAGACGAAGAAUCUUACUGUGUAGGAUGGAACGACAAGACGUCCGCAGAAUGUAAUAAUCCUCGCCUGUAUUCCAUGAAUGCGUGGCAGUACCAGCGGUCAGAGGACAUUUGGGGCAUACCGAUAACAGGCGAAUAUGAAACAUAUGGAGGAGGGGGUUACGUCUUGAAGCUUGACAAUGGUCUGGCGAACUCAAGAUACAUAGCAGAGGAGCUGGUAAAGUACCACUGGAUCAACAGAGCAACAAGAGCAAUUUUCCUAGAGUUCACUCUCUACAAUGCCAAUACUAACCUGUUCCUGUACAUGAUUUUCCUAACGGAAUUCACGGAAAAUGGUGGCCUACUAACAUGGGUAGAUGUCUACCCCUUCCGAGCUUACCAGCAUACGGGAGCGCUGGGUGCAUAUGCCCUCCUGUGCUACUUCAUAUACUUAAUUGUUUUAAUCUAUGGGACAGUUAAGGUAGUGAAGAAAAUCAUUGUACAACGGCUUCGGUUUUUUAAGAAUUUAUGGAAUGUCACCGACCUCUCUUGUGUGAUCCUGAGUUACCUUGGUGUGGUUUUAUGGUGUCUCCGCUACGUAUUUGCAUCUCAAUCCAUGGAUAUUUACUACGAAAAUAAAAAAGCAUUCAUCAACUUUCAGCAUGUUGUAAUAUAUGAUGUAUCUUUCAAUGUGAUAAUCGGCUUCAUUGUCUUCGUUGCAACGAUACGACUGCUUCGCAUAAUGGGAUACAACAAAAGGAUGACACAGCUGGCAAGCGUUAUAUCCAAUGCCUCGGCCGACCUGAGCGGUUUCGCGAUUAUUUUUGGAAUAGGAUUCUUUGGAUGGGUGAUACUUGGCUAUUUGUUAUUUGGAACAAAUCUCUACGAAUACAGAAGUAUCUUUACUACACUCGGAAGCCUAAGCAAUUCCCUCAUAGGAAAAAACAAACUGGACGCAAUGACACGGGCUGCUCCAAACUUCGCAAAUUUUUAUUUCUUCACUUAUGUUAUAUUUGUCAUGCUAAUUUUGAUGACGAUGUUUUCUGCGAUUUUGAAUUCGAGUAUUACAACAGUAAGAUCGGACAUGAACAAACUCCCCGACACGUACGGCAUAUUGGAUGUUUUGAAUAAGUACAUGAGUGGACUUAGAAACUUCGUCUUCAGAAGUACAAACGCCAAUGCGAGACAAAAUGAUAGAAGAACCAUUUACUCCCCAGGCAGUGGACAUCCUCGUCCAAAACUGGACACUACCAAUAUUAUGCGGACAGUCCGAGACAUCUUCGGCAAUACUUAUGAUGACGAGGAAUGCAACGAACCAAUACAAGCGUUUGAUGACAUUUGCUUAGACGUCCCGACACAAGACAAUAUGCAGGUUGGAUCACACGGCUUCAACAUUUACUGUCAGGAGGAGAACACCAACGAAACAGACGAAUACAUAGACGCGCUAGUAUUUUGUAAACUACCGAUGGAAAAGUCUGAUAAACUUCUUCUUCAAACCAAGAACACAGAUUCCUUACCAAUGUCAUUUUUAUAAGUCCUUGUCGCCAGCACCUAUUUUUAAACGUGAAUCACUUUUGACAUAUUAUAUAUUGUAUAAACAUAAUCGUUUUAUGUACACGUUAUAUCUUAUGAUCUUCAAUAAACGGGCUUGUAUUAACUGAUGCUUACAUGAAAAGACGUCAUUUAUGGACAUCAUACAGACUUGGGUGUUGUGACAAGGAGAGGAACCAAGAUGUAAACGGAUAAUGCUGGUAAAUAAACACUGAAGACACGAAAGACGAAGUUUUUCACGAUUGUUUUAACUUUUCACUGAAGGCCUGUACAUUUUUUAUUGUUAAUCAAACCAUCGGGUGCCCUUACAUUUGUGAUAACGAAUCGUUUCAAGGACAUUUUCAGGACACAACUGUCCUUCGUUUUUGUUGUGCAAGACUUUAUAUGUUCUAAGUGAAAAUGACAAGUUAUCGUUAAUUUAUUCAUGCAUAUGUUUCUCUGCUGGCUUUAUUAAAUAAUUUAUUUCGUUAAAAACGUGGUGUUUUUUUUAUAUUGAAAAUUUUCAGACGAGUUGAAUAACUCUAGUUGUGCAACA
Molecule: messenger RNA, 9719 nt
Organism: Mizuhopecten yessoensis (Yesso scallop)
Lineage: Eukaryota; Metazoa; Mollusca; Bivalvia; Pectinida; Pectinidae
Exons: 26
Coding region: 162-9167 (3001 amino acids)
Biological process (GO): detection of mechanical stimulus
Cellular component (GO): membrane
Molecular function (GO): calcium ion binding; protein binding; calcium channel activity
Source: RefSeq, a predicted model, not a curated record